UUCAACAUUAAUUGUUUCCAAAGACAUAAUAGGAUUUAGCAAGCAAGGGAUGAAUAGUUAGGGUAAAAAGUCAUCUUCUUCAUUAGAGGAGACGGCUCCGUCAAAAAGAAAGCUCCAUUAAUGGAUGCUCUACAGCUUGUCAAUACACACGUCAAGCUCUUGGCGUUCGAUUUUCUUACUCUGAAACCAAUCCCCCACGAAUCCACCAUUUUUUUUCGCAAGGGGAGACGCCUCUCGCGCGCAGAGACAGUAGGUAUCGUCGUAAGCAGAGAUUUCAAGCCCAACAGAUUUAUCAAGUUCGACAUUGAUGAUGGCACUGGUUGCAUACCUUGUAUCCUAUGGCUCAAUCAUGAGAGUUCGCAUCACUUUUCCCGUCGUUGCCCAUCAAAUGUUCGACUAAUUGCCCAGAUGGCCGCUGAUUUUGCUUCCCAAAUCCAACUUGGGGUUAUUGGUCGAGUUCGCGGGAAGAUCAGUAGGUAUAGAGGUAAUCUUCAGAUUACUGUUUCUGAUGUUGUUAUAGAGAGGGAUCCCAACUCACAGAUUCUGCAUUGGCUAGAUUGUUUAAGGUUGGCCCGAAAUUGUUAUGACAAAGUUGUAGUCCUUCCUUCAACAUGACAUGUGUAAAUUGUGUGGAUUAUGCAAAAUGAUGCUUAAUGUUUUA
Messenger RNA from Solanum tuberosum (potato), 661 nucleotides. Its product is annotated as CST complex subunit STN1. The record is from RefSeq and is a predicted model, not a curated record. The transcript has a single exon. The coding region runs from base 121 to 615 and encodes 164 amino acids. Gene Ontology annotation, molecular function: nucleic acid binding. NCBI's taxonomy places the organism in Eukaryota, Viridiplantae, Streptophyta, Magnoliopsida, Solanales, Solanaceae.